AAAAAAUCAGAAAGUCUCUUACCUCCAUUUAACUCAAGUGCAAAAAAAGAGUUGGAAUAAAUUACUCUUCUUAUAGCCAUUCUUUCUCAUAACCAAUGUUUUCAUGUUAUCUUAAUAAACUUUCAAUCUAAAAACGUCAAAAUCUUUCUCUGGCGUCAUUAUUUUUUCCAAAUGUCACAAGCUGAAAUGAUUUUGAGUUAUUUCAAAAUUUAGCUCCACAAUGGCUUGCCCACUUUUUCAAUCAAUAAGUAAAUCACUUACCAUCGACUAUCAGCCAUGAAAGACUGUUCACGGCUGAUGGGUGACAAUUUCACGGUCGGUUGACCGUUAGGUUUUUAUUAUGAAGACUGCAUGGUGUUUUACGGCGGAUUAUUAUUUUUACACUCCGUUAGUUGUUUAAUUGUGUUUUUUUUCUGCGCCCUUCGCUCUAAGCUUGCAUUCCUGUGUACCUGGAAAAAAAUUGUUGCUCUCAAAACUAGUUGAUCAUCUUCGUAUAUCAUAAACUAUAAUGACCUUUUCUGAGUAACUAGUGUUUUUUCUUUUCCUAGUUCUUUGCUUCAUUUAUUGUUUCGAAGCUUGUAAAUUCUGAAGCAAUUUCCAUACUUGGUCUCAAAAUGGAUGUGCAAGUGGAGUCUAACGGCUUCGAAACUCCUAAAUCGAUCCUAAGGCGAACCCACGAAUACCCAAUGAAGCAGCUCUCUCAUAAUAGUGACUUAUCUAACGGGUCGCUAAAAGCUGUGGACUCAAAAAUCACGACUGUAAUAGACUCCAAAAAUACCUUUUACCCUGGAACUAAUCUCCAGUACUCACCUGUUCGGAAGUUGCGAAUCCAAGAACAGUCCUGGACGGCCGGGCAAAAAGCGGCCAAACUGGCGGUUAUUUUGGCAAUUUUGAUCGCAGUUGCUCUUUUGUGUGCCUCUAUUAUUCUAUACAGUUUUUCUACAGAGUUGGAUGCGUUCAGCUGUGGGACUAGCGGAAUUUGUGAUUUCGGAUCUGGCAAAGUCUACCAAGGCGUGAACGACAAAAAAGCUCCUUGGAAUCAGAUGCGUCUCCCCCACACCCUGUAUCCACUGAGUUACCACCUGAAUAUCAAUCUCCAGAUGGACUUUUUCCGAAUGACUGGAUCAGUAUCCAUAUUUCUAAUGUGUACUCAGAAUGCGACUAGUGUUAUAGUGUUGCACCAUCGGCCUAAUUUCGGAUCUGAUAGUGGCUAUCAAGGGAGGGGACAAACUGGUCUUGGAAACCCUGCAGGCGGAAGAUAUGAGGGACCUCGUCGAACUCCUGAAAUUUCACCAGAGGACCUGUUUGUAUCCCAAAUAACGCUCUUCCAUCUGGACUCAAAUCAGCCCCUGUCAAUCGACCAGGUGUUUUGGGUGCCCACCCACGAGUUUCUGGUGUUGACUACCCGGUCUGUCCUGAGAGUGGGGAGUGUAUACAAUUUGACCCUCCCUAUUUCGGCGGAGUUGAUGGGACCUGAGUCUGUAUUCGAUCACACAAAAGAGUCUUUUGCGAGUGUUGGCACGAUGUCUCACUCCAUUCGACAAAGACAUAUCUUCGCCCUGCGUGCUUUUCCUGCCAACCUGCGCUCUCUUUUCGCAUGCCUAGAUGAGCCCAGAUUCAGAUCCAACUUCUCAGUCAUCAUCCAACACGACUCAACCUACAAAGUGUUCAUGCAGACCAAAAUCGAUUAUGAAAUCAGCACUAGUGACUUUGUGAGACGAGGCACAGUGGAUCAGUUAUUUUCUGUGCCCAUGCCGACGUACAUGUUGUCAAUGAUCAUAGUGCCAGAUUCCUACCAAUCCUACAGUUACCAUUACGCAGGACCACACAACCGGUCAAGGCUGGAACAUACGCCUAAGGUGGCUCUGGUUGGGACAGGGGUGAGUGCUUCCAGUCUGUUUCCCUCUAGUGGCACAAGUGGGGCUGGUGGCGGUGCUGGUGUGAGUCUGCUCCUGCAGCAGCCUCUCUGUGACGUCAUCCUACAGCUCGUGUGGUUCUGCCAGAGACAACUCAGUCUCCAAUACCCAAACUUUUACAUUCAUGUACACUUUCUGCCGAAUAGCCCGGAGUCCAAAGGAAACUCCCGUUCUCAUUACGAAUCCAUUUAUGACCCAAUCACAGAGUACAAUAGGGCAGAAUACAAUUUCCUCAGUGGCUUCCCGUCGACCAUAAUCAUGGACCCAUCUAACAAGCCGUUUGAGGAAAUAGUUCAGCAUUUGUUCAGAGCUGUCAUUUUUCAUUUCACUCACGUGGUGCUUGCUUUGAACUGGUGGGAUGAAUACUGGUCUGUGAUUGGUCUGUCUGAGUUCCUGCUGAAAACAUGGCAGAGUCACUACAGCAAUCAACCAUGGGCUGUCAACUUCACCCAACUGAACAUCCAUAGAAGUACAUCCAUGUAUGACACAAUCAGACCAACCAAUCAUAUCGACGCCCUAGAGUUUCAAUUUCUCAAAAAGUUCUGGAGAGCAGUCCAAAUAAAUGCAAGAAACCCAGUUGAAAUCUUGCCUUCGUUCCAAACUGGAGUCGCAAACUCUACAGCAAUCAGAAAUAUGCAGAUCAUUCAGAAUCCAAUUGCAGCUAUCAAGGCCGCUUCUUUGUUCAGCAUGCUGUCAUCUGUGAAGCGGGAUGCCCUCAAACACAUCAUGACAUCCACUCUCUGCAGAUAUGAUGGUGAUGCUGAUAACCGUGGUGGUCUGUACAUUAGCCGCAGCUGUGGCAGAGUGUAUCAUGUCUCCAACAUCAUCAACUCAUUCUUAGACUUGUCGAAUACAAACCGAUUUGCGAUCUCCACCCGUGAAUUUUUCUUCAGAUGGGCAAAGUACGAGGGGGUUCCAGAAAUCACUCUCAAAACAAACGCUUUCGGAGAAGUUAUCAUUUCCCAGAGCGAAAUCACAUCCAAAACAGCACCUCCUCACGAACUAGAGUCUCCAUCAUCUGAAACAGAACUUCAGCUGAACUUCUUCACUGUACUCCUUGUGCCUGUCCACUUCGUCGGGGUUGCCAGAGCUACGAGGUAUGAGCCAGAAAUGGCUGACGGACAAUUUAUGUGGCUUCGAUUCCCCACUGAAACCCAUCCGAGCAGUAUUGGCAGAGGUCAUCUUCCCCUCUCCCACUCUCCAUCAGAAGACACCCCCUACUUCCUGGCCAACUAUCCUCAUUCCCAGUGGGCAGAACUAUCUAAACGCCUGCUCAAUUACUCCACAACACCUGUGCUCUCAGAUGUGAAAACGAGAUACUCUCUGCUAUGCAGUGCCUAUAUUCUUGUACAGAACAGUCGUCUACCUGCUCACAUUCUGUUCGGCCUGGUAGACUACGGGGGGAGCGAGUAUCACCCCCUCGGCUGGGAAGUGGUGGGGCAACUUACACACGCUUCCGUGACUCUGUUCCAUUCCACGAUGCCCUCUCUUAUCAAGAGAUUCUAUCGUCCGAUCUGGUCUUCGAUGUACAAACUGUGUGACUUAGAUAUCGACUUCUCUUCUCUGUCUUCAUCCAACUCAUACAAAACGUGGGCGUGUCAGUCUGUGGUGUCUAAGUGGACCUGUUUCUUCGAGAGUGGAUCAAACUCGAUGUCAUGUCAUCGCAGAAUGAGGGUGUUCCUCGAGUUUCUCAUGGAAGAUUACAAAACAUCACACUCGAAAGAAGACAAAAUCAGGUGGUUUCUUUCUCUGGAGCAUCACUCGACUGCGAUCCAAACCGCUCUUUCCUCGUCCUCUCUCGACGUGUGGGAGGACUGGCUCCAAUUGUUAACCACAGAGAGAAGUCACUUCAGUUCCACUUUAAAGAACAGCAUCAUCACUGGACUAGCCAUGACUUACGACAAUGAUGUAAACGCCAAUAUACGACUGUGGGAAAAGUUAAAAAGGAAUGAGUUGCAACUUUCUGAACCAGAGGCAGUUCUCCUGAUCAGUGGUCUCUGCGUCUACCCUCAAAGUGUGCUACUAACCCUCGAUCACCUUAGCAACCUCAACCAGGGAUACCCACAGGAUCCAGGGUUUCUUCAGAAUGUCUUCAACAGCAGCCAAUUUUGCCCAGUCAUCCUUCAAGUGGCCUCUUUUAUCACAGCCCAAACUGAACUUGACAAACUGAACCAAUUUUUCCAGUUUCUUUCAUCCAAAAAUUUAUCUACAUGUGUUGACAUGGAAACACAAAUAAAGCAAAAGUUCAUCGAGCAACUCGAUUUGUACAGCCAAAAUGUGGCGAAAACUCGGGAAUGGUUGAAAGAAUUUUUGUUCAAUCGUAUGAAGACUUAACAUUGAAAACUUUU
Messenger RNA from Symsagittifera roscoffensis, 4264 nucleotides. RefSeq lists its product as uncharacterized. The coding region runs from base 615 to 4250 and encodes 1211 amino acids. Gene Ontology annotation, cellular component: cytoplasm. Gene Ontology annotation, biological process: peptide catabolic process; proteolysis. The transcript has 20 exons. Gene Ontology annotation, molecular function: zinc ion binding; metalloaminopeptidase activity; peptide binding. The record is from RefSeq and is a predicted model, not a curated record. Lineage: Eukaryota; Metazoa; Xenacoelomorpha; Acoela; Convolutidae.